AAUCGUCUCGUCGCGUCAGCGCCCACUGCCGAGACCCAUCCAUAUUUAAUCGCCGAGCAUAAUUCUCGGCGACUUUCCAACCUUCCUCGUAAGAUAACGACGUCCAUCUCACUACACAUCUCAAUUCAAGAGUUCUACCAUAAUGGGAAAAUCAAAAUCAGCAACCACCAACACCACAAUCCUGACCAAUGCCUCGCCCACCAUCCGCCGCUCCGCACUAACCGAGUGCUCUCUGUCCCACCUCACUCCCUCGGACUAUAUCGCCCGGAGCGUCCUCACGGCUGUCACCAUCACCGGCGUGGGUGGCAUCGACAGAACCACAGCCUCAACCUCGGCGUCAACUUCCGCCCCAGCCUGUUCAUCCAAUCCAUCAGCAACGAGCAUCAGCCGCUCCACCUGCACCAGCUGCACCAUCGCACACUCCCACCUGCAUCACUGCAUCUUCGCCAACUGCACCCUCACCAACGUCUCCUCCAGCAAAUUCGUGCAAGCCGACCACUGCACUCUAGAGAAUGUCAUCUCGCUCCGGAGAUGCACCCUCAGCGACUCGAUCAUCGGCGAGUGGUCGUGGAUGACGCGCUGCGAGGUGAGAGCAUCACAAAUUGGAGGCGGGAGUGCUCUGCGGCGGAGUACCAUCGGCGACUGUCGCGUGACGGGCAGCCGGUUGAAGAAGGCAAGGCUCGUGAACUGCGAGGUGGAAGGGUGUGUGAUUGUCAAUACUGAUCUGAAGGGGGUGGUGGCCAAGAAUGGGGUGUGGAAGAAUGGAAGCUUGGUGGGCAGGAUCGACCAGAGUAAGGAUGUGGUGGUUGUGAGCAGGGAUGGGAAGGAUAAGAAGAUUGAUAACGCGGUCGGAACGAAGGGAAUCGUAGCUGAGAAAAGGAGCAUGGAAAGGGACCUGGUUGAAAGUAGUGACGACGGUGCUGAAAGUGAAGGUUGGGAAAGAAAUGGGCGACGACAAAUCUGUGAACUUCAAGGGACGGAGCCGCCACCCCCUUAUACAGCUUGACGAGGCUAUUGAGAUCGUUGGACCGCGCUGGACGGGCUAUAAGCGACUUGGUAUGGCAACAUGAGCAGUUUCGCUCCUGUGCAACUUUGGGUUCGUGACCUGCUGAUCGUGGUCUGAGGCAGCCACUGGCUCGGAGCAGGGCUUCUUUCUAGCAGAGUAAUGACUACCAACUUGGGUAUUGUUCAGUCUUCAAAAGCACGAUUCUUGGA
Molecule: messenger RNA, 1215 nt
Organism: Aspergillus aculeatinus CBS 121060
Lineage: Eukaryota; Fungi; Ascomycota; Eurotiomycetes; Eurotiales; Aspergillaceae
Exons: 2
Coding region: 143-1006 (287 amino acids)
Source: RefSeq, a predicted model, not a curated record